ACAACAGCAGCAACAACAACAACAACAACGAGAAGUGUUGCCGACAAGCGAUGACAGGCUGUUGACGGCCGACCAGCUACCAGCUACUGAUGACAAGCACACGCUGGCCAGCCAGGUGCCACCAAACUAUAAAAUCAUCACAUUCGGAACGAAGUGGUUCGGCCGUAGCUGGAACAUCGCAAACGGUACUGCCGCUGUUCGUGGCUGCCGUUAUUCAAACUGCUACUUUUUCGGACACGAGCAUUUUGCGAACAAGUGGCUGCGACGCAGAGCCGACGCCGUCUUAUUUCAUAUACGGGACAAACCUAAGACGAUGCCGCUUCCCAUUCCGGACUACCAUCCACCCCACCAGCGAUGGGUGUUCAAAAUGCGAGAGAGCCCUGUACACACUUACAGAAAUCUCUCGGAUUACAAUGGCAUCUUUAACUGGACAAUGACGUAUCGCAGCGAUUCGGACAUCUACAAUCCACGCGGUAUUUUCGUGCCGUACAAGAACGUCACGCGGCAGGAUACAUUAGACAACGUACAUCCAGACAAGGAUUACGCACAAGGAAAGACGGGGCUGGUUAGCUGGUUUGUGAGCCACUGUGUUACGGACAACAAGCGAGAGCAUUAUGUUGGCAAGUUGCACAAAUUUGUCUCCGUGGACAUUUAUGGACGAUAUAAUCUGGCGCCAGCAUACAUCAGCGCUUCUAUAUGUACCAACAAUAUCCUAGUACACGCACACACACGCACACCUAUAGUGAUGGGGGCGCCACGCGAGGAUUUGCGGCGCUUCGCUCCUCCCGGCUCCUACAUACAUGUCGACGACUUCGAAACAGUUGAACAGCUGGCAAACUACCUACAGGAACUGGACGCCGACGAUGUGGCCUACAGUAGAUACUUCAGGUGGAAGCAACUAGGUGAAGUGAUAAAGAAUGGCGAAAGCGCAUACUGUAGGUUGUGCGAAGCAUUGCACGACGCGAAUGAACAUGUGAAGUGGUACGAUCAUAUCGACACCUGGUGGAGUAAAACCGACUGCGCCGCUUUGCAAAAGGAUAUUGCAGAAGUAACUGGUAAAGUUUCCAGGAGGAAAUUGGAAAAUGGGAUGUGA
Messenger RNA from Priapulus caudatus, 1093 nucleotides. Its product is annotated as alpha-(1,3)-fucosyltransferase 5-like. The transcript is spliced from 3 exons. Gene Ontology annotation, molecular function: alpha-(1->3)-fucosyltransferase activity. The coding region runs from base 314 to 1093 and encodes 259 amino acids. Gene Ontology annotation, cellular component: membrane. The record is from RefSeq and is a predicted model, not a curated record. NCBI's taxonomy places the organism in Eukaryota, Metazoa, Priapulida, Priapulimorpha, Priapulimorphida, Priapulidae.